CUAGAUAAACUCAUGGAGAAUGUCGUUGGCUUCUUAUUGUGUGUUUUGCUGCAGAAGAAUAGGAACUGCUGGUCCAACCACAAAAAGUGAUCUAUGGUGGAAAGAUAUCAGAAAAAUUUCAAAAUUAGCUGGAUCACUUGUUCUUGGAGGUUUUGUAUUUAUUACAUAUGAAAUUUUGGCCCUGAAGAAAUUAUUGACACUCAAUACUCAAGCUGUACAACAGGAGAAACUGAAGUCCUAUAUUUAUAUACAUACAGUUUCUUUAGAUCCCAGUGAAUCCCAUGGGUUCACACACAAGGCAAGGAAAGAACUUCAUAAAGCAGUGAGGAAAAUACUAGAAACUGAAGCUAAAAUUCUCCGGAGACCUUUUGAUGAACAUAUCAGUGCAUUUGCAGAAGAUCAUGACCGUGCCUUAUGGGUUCUCUUGAAGAGAAGUCAAUCAGAAGACAGAAUUAUUCGACUGCAGGCAGUGCAGCAACUGGCAGAGAACAGUCACUGGCAUGAUUAUCAAUAUAGGACCUUUGCCCAAGCUUGUGAUCAGAGGACUGCGAUUGGUUUGGCUCGGUCCAACAAUAUUGAUCUUCGUUUUUUUCUGCCACCGCCUCCCUUACCAAAACUAAAAGACGACCAUUCUAUAGAAGAUGAGCUCCGAUUGUUAUUGGUGUCAUUACCUCAGACGGACCUUGAGCAAUGUGUCCAGUACUUCACAUCUCUUGCUUUAAGAGAAAGCAGUCAGACUCUAGCUGCAAAAAGGGGGGGCUUGUGGUGUUUUGGAGGAAAUGGGCUUCCUUACUGCGAGACUUUGAGCAAAGUCCCAUCAGAGACAGUCGAACUCUUCUGUUUACAAGCAUUAGUGCAACAUUCCAAGGUUUCUACUCAUUGUGAUAUAAUUGAAGCAAAUGGAGGCCUGCCGCUACUACAGAGGAUAUACCAACUUCGUAAAGAUUCUGCAAAAAUACAAAGGAACAUAAUUCGCAUAAUUGGAAAUAUGGCUUUGGACGAACGUCUUCAUUCAUCCAUAAUACGUGCAGGUUGGGUUUCCAUACUAGCUGAAGUAAUGAAGUCUCCUCAUGUCAUUCAGUCUUCGCAUGCAUCCAGAGCCCUGGCUAAUUUGGACAGGGAGACAGUACAGGAAAAAUAUCCAGAUGGCGUAUAUGUUUUACAUCCACAAUACCGUAGCAGUCAGCCUAUUAAAGCCGACGUCCUUUUUAUUCACGGUCUUUUGGGAGCAGCAUUUAAAACCUGGAGACAGCAAGACAUUAUUCAACCUUUGGAUGAACAGGUUUCUGAAGGAGAAGAGGUUUACAGUGAAUGUUGGCCAAAGACGUGGCUAGCCUCAGACUGUCCUUCUCUUAGAAUUAUAUCUGUGGAAUAUGAUACCCACCUGAGUGACUGGAAAACAAAGUGCCCUAUUGAGGACCACAGGAAAUCUAUUGCUUAUAGGAGCAAUGAGCUUCUCAAUAAGCUUAGAGCUGCUGGUAUUGGAGACAGACCUCUGAUAUGGUUAUCACAUAGCAUGGGGGGUCUUCUAGUCAAAAAAAUGUUGGUGGAUGCUUCCAAGAACCCAGAAAUGGAUAAAAUUGUAAACAACACCCAAGGAAUCAUAUUUUAUAGUGUACCUCACCAUGGCUCCCAGCUGGCUGAAUACUCAAUGAGUGCUAGGUAUCUUCUCUUUCCUUCUGUGGAGGUUAAGGAACUCAGCACAGAUUCUCCUGCCCUUAAAGAGCUGAACGAUGAUUUUGUUUCAUUUGCCAAGGAUAAGAAAUUUCCAGUGUUGAGUUUUGCAGAAACCUUACCAACACAUAUAGGCAGCAUGAUAAAACUGCAUGUGGUACCUGUGGAAUCAUCAAAUUUAGGCAUAGGAGACCUAAUUCCAGUGGAGGUUAAUCAUCUGAAUACUUGCAAGCCAAAGAAGAAAGAUACUUUCCUUUACCAACGUACUCUAAAAUUUAUUCAAGAUGCUUUAGCAAGAGAACUUGGAAGCUGAGUCCUUACCAUCCUUGCUUGCUUCUCUCUGCCAUUUGGUGUAAUGCAACAGUCUUUCCACUAAAACUGUUGGGAGGCCUCCUGAACCACAGACACAAUAUUAAUAAAAAAAAUCACCUGUCCAAGUGGCUUUGAAUACAUCUUCUGCUUGGAAAUCUACAUUGUCUGUGUCUGAAAUACAUUCAAAAUAUAUACAGACUCAACCACAGCUCCAGAAAUCUUGCAAUAAAAGGUGAAAAUCUGCUGUGAUUUACUUUGACUUCUUGUCUACGUGUAUGUAAUUCCUCUGAGUUGCCCAGUAGGCAAUGAUGUUGCAGUGGAGGAAAAGCUUCAGAUAUCCUGCAGCUACUUUUCUAGAGCACCAUAGAUGAGCUAUGAAGAGUGUCCCCUGUAAACUUCUUAGCCAAGAAAAAUUGCUGUGAUUAUGACAUGAAUGUACGUAUGGGACAAAAGUGCUACAUUAGUGGACUAAAAACAAUAAACGCAGAUGAUGCUCUGUUUCUAUAACAUAGGGAAACAAGUGGUUGUCUCAGAGUAUGCAUGUGCUUGCGAGUUUGAAACAAAUGAAUGAUUCUGGAUACUGUUUUGAUUUAGGAGCUAGUUGGAUUAGGUUUAUGCUGCUUGCCUUUCUGUUUGAGAGGCCCAGACAUUCUUCUGGUUUAGUUCACUUAUUACCUGUGGGACAUCAGUUGAUAACAAAUGUAGGAAAGAGAGUGCUGUGUGAGAAAUAGAGUAUCACCUACUCUGUUGAUCUCUGGUAUGGGAUCUUGUGUAAAGAAAACAGAGGCAGUUUAAUCUAGUUUUAAGCAAAAAGAUAAAUUCUUGUACUGUUCCAUUUUAAUUCCAUCUGUUUUUGGGCUUCAAGAUCAUAGAAAAAGAGCCAUAGUAUGUCUCUGGCCUAGUUCUCUGCUCUGUCACACAUAAGACCUGUGUAAGAGACCUUUCUGUCGGCAGAGGCAUGUA
Messenger RNA from Pelodiscus sinensis (Chinese soft-shelled turtle), 2949 nucleotides. The record is from RefSeq and is a predicted model, not a curated record. Lineage: Eukaryota; Metazoa; Chordata; Testudines; Trionychidae.